AUGACGGACACUACUGAUGACAUUGCCGAGGAAAUGUCCUUCCAAGGCUUCGACGAUGACUGUAAGUUGCUUGGAAAUCUUCUCAAAGAUGUUUUACAAAGGGAAGUUGGCAUCGACUUUGUUGAAAAACUUGCAAAAAUUCGAAUCCUUGCACAGAGUGCUUGUAAUAUGAGACAGGGAGGAAUUGAGGAGAUGGCAGAGCUGUUGGAGAAGCAGUUGGCUUCAGAGUUAUCCAAGAUGAACUUAGAAGAAGCUCAAACACUUGCUCGUGCAUUCAGUCACUAUCUUACUAUGAUGAGCAUAGCUGAAACUCAUCACAAGGUUCGAAAAGGCGUAAACAUGGCAAAUUUUGCAAAAUCUUGUGAUGAUGUGUUUCGCCAGCUUUUGCAAGAUGGGAUUUCUCAAGAUGACCUUUAUAAUACAGUUUGCAAACAGGCGGUUGAAAUCGUUCUUACAGCUCAUCCCACACAAAUUAAUCGACGUACCUUGCAAUACAAACAUAUAAAGAUUGCUCAUCUUUUGGAUUAUAAUGACCGACCUGAUCUUGGUCCUGAAGAUCGAGAAAUGGUGAUAGAAGAUCUGGUGAGAGAGAUAACGUCAAUAUGGCAGACAGACGAGCUUAGACGUCAGAAACCUACUCCAGUUGAUGAAGCUAGAGCUGGAUUGAACAUUGUGGAGCAGUCACUAUGGAAAGCUGUUCCUCAUUAUUUACGUCGAGUCAGCAAUGCUUUAAAGAAGCACACCGGAAAACCACUUCCAUUGACUUGCACUCCCAUAAAAUUUGGAUCUUGGAUGGGAGGUGAUAGAGAUGGAAACCCAAAUGUCACAGCAAAGGUUACAAAAGAUGUUUCGCUUUUGUCAAGAUGGAUGGCAACCGACCUCUAUAUUCGGGAAGUGGAUAGUCUGAGAUUUGAGUUAUCCAUGAAGAGGUGCUCUGAUAAAUUGUCUAGAUUGGCACAUGAAAUUCUAGAAGACAAUAGAAGUCCGUCAAAAAAUCCAAAUCAGACGGUUUCAUUACUUCCAUCUAAACUUCCAUCUAGAGCUCAUUUACCUUCUUGUGCUGUAAAUGGUGAAUCUGAUCAUCCAAGACUCGACAUCCCUGGUGCUGAUUACAAUCAAGUCAAUAACAAGGAUGCUGAUGGUAAGAGUUCGACUUCAACUGUGAGCAAUGCUGGAAGUUCCAAUAGUCAUGCAUCUCCAACAAGUGCAGCGAGCAUUCCACGAUCUCCUUCUUCCAACUCUAAUCAACAACUUCUUGCUCAAAGGAAAUUGUUUGCAGAAUCCCAAAUAGGAAGAUCCAGUUUUCAGAAGCUUUUGGAGCCAAAACUCCCUCAUCUUCCUGGAAUUGCUCCUUAUAGAAUUGUCCUUGGGAAUGUAAAAGAUAAGCUACAGAGAACUCGUAGACGAUUGGAACUGCUUCUAGAGGAUUGUCCAUGUGAACUUGAUCCUUCUGAUUACUAUGAAACAACCGAACAGCUUUUGGAACCUCUGCUCCUCUGUUAUGAAUCUAUGCAAUCUUGUGGAGCUGGAGCUGGUGUGUUAGCUGAUGGUCGACUUGCUGAUCUGAUCCGUAGAGUUUCUACCUUUGGCAUGGUGUUAAUGAAGCUUGACUUGCGUCAGGAAUCUGCCAGACAUGCUGAAACACUUGAUGCAAUUACCAAGUAUUUGGAUAUGGGCACAUACAGUGAAUGGAAUGAAGAAAAAAAACUGGACUUCUUAACCAAAGAGCUUAAAGGGAAGAGGCCACUAGUUCCUCCUAGUAUAGAGGUUGCUCCAGAUGUUAAAGAAGUCCUAGAUACGUUUCGAGUUUCUGCAGAGAUAGGGAGUGAUGCACUUGGAGCAUAUGUGAUCUCUAUGGCCUCAAAUGCAAGUGAUGUCCUUGCAGUAGAGCUCUUACAGAAGGAUGCACGUCUUACAGUUUGUGGAGAAUUAGGAAGAGAAUGUCCGGCUGGAACGCUUCGGGUGGUUCCUCUCUUUGAAACUGUUAAGGACCUCAGAGGAGCUGGUUCCGUUAUCAGAAAACUUCUAUCAAUAGAUUGGUACCGCCAACAUAUCAUUAAAAACCAUAAUGGACAGCAAGAGGUAAUGGUUGGGUAUUCUGAUUCUGGUAAAGAUGCUGGGCGCUUUACCGCUGCUUGGGAACUUUACAAAGCUCAAGAGGAUGUAGUGGCUGCUUGCAAAGAGUACGGUAUUAAGGUUACUUUAUUCCAUGGCCGUGGAGGGAGUGUUGGUCGUGGCGGAGGCCCAACUUAUCUGGCUAUUCAGUCCCAGCCACCUGGCUCUGUAAUGGGAACCCUUCGGUCUACUGAACAGGGAGAGAUGGUGCAGGCCAAGUUUGGUUUGCCACAAACAUCUGUUAGACAACUUGAAAUAUACACAACAGCGGUGCUACUUGCUACCCUUCGUCCCCCUCUACCACCCCGAGAAGAAAAAUGGCGUAAUCUCAUGGAAGACAUUUCGAAAAUCAGUUGCCAAUGUUACCGCAGUACAGUCUAUGAAAAUCCAGAAUUCCUCACCUACUUCAAUGAGGCCACGCCUCAAGCAGAGCUUGGAUUCCUGAACAUAGGUAGCCGCCCCACGAGAAGAAAGGCCACAACAGGAAUCGGACACCUUCGUGCCAUUCCCUGGAUAUUCGCAUGGACUCAAACCAGAUUUGUUCUUCCUGCUUGGCUUGGAGUUGGAGCAGGUUUGAAAGGUGCUUGCGAGAAAGGACAAACAGACGAGCUAAAAGCCAUGUACAAAGAGUGGCCUUUCUUUCAAAGCAUAAUAGACCUGAUUGAGAUGGUUUUGGGAAAAGCCGACAUUUCUAUUGCAAAGCAGUAUGAUGAGGCACUUGUUUCAGAGAAGAGACAAGAACUUGGUUGUCAGCUAAGGAACGAGCUCAUUACAACUGAGAAGUUUGUAACAGUUAUUUGUGGGCACGACAAACUUCUGCAGAAUAAUAGGGCAUUGAGGAAGUUGAUUGAAAAUAGACUUCCUUUUCUCAACCCCUUGAACAUGUUGCAGGUAGAGAUACUUAAGAGGUUAAGACGUGAUGACGAUAAACUUAAAGCAAGAGAUGUUCUCCUUAUCACCAUUAAUGGUAUUGCUGCCGGGAUGAGGAACACCGGAUAACUUUUCAACAACUAUAAUUUUCACUCAUUCAGUAAAUUGGGUUUCCCAUUGUUAGGUAAUUUAUGACCAUUUCUGUUAUCAAGCCUGCUAAUGAAUGAUUAAUAUAGGCAUAGCCAUCAUUUUAUGUUCUGUACUAUG
This is a messenger RNA of Medicago truncatula (barrel medic), 3252 nucleotides long. RefSeq names its product phosphoenolpyruvate carboxylase 4. The record is from RefSeq and is a predicted model, not a curated record. Bases 1 to 3114 code for a protein of 1037 amino acids. Gene Ontology annotation, biological process: tricarboxylic acid cycle; carbon fixation. NCBI's taxonomy places the organism in Eukaryota, Viridiplantae, Streptophyta, Magnoliopsida, Fabales, Fabaceae. Gene Ontology annotation, molecular function: phosphoenolpyruvate carboxylase activity. The transcript has 19 exons. Gene Ontology annotation, cellular component: cytosol.